This is a messenger RNA of Papilio machaon (common yellow swallowtail), 2408 nucleotides long. Its product is annotated as cap-specific mRNA (nucleoside-2'-O-)-methyltransferase 2. NCBI's taxonomy places the organism in Eukaryota, Metazoa, Arthropoda, Insecta, Lepidoptera, Papilionidae. The record is from RefSeq and is a predicted model, not a curated record. Gene Ontology annotation, biological process: 7-methylguanosine mRNA capping. Gene Ontology annotation, molecular function: methyltransferase cap1 activity. Gene Ontology annotation, cellular component: nucleus; cytoplasm.
GACAGGCAUCUUUCUUUUGUAAACAUUGAGAACCAUUUAAUUGAUUUCUGGAAAUGUAAACCUGAGGAGAAUGUAGCAUAAAAGUGUGAGAAUUGUAAUUUUAAUAUUUGGUCUUUGCAUUAUUUGUGUAUCACGGCUAAUUGUGUGUUUCUCUUAGUUUCUCUCUAUUUCGAAUUCAGUGAAAAUGUUCUCAAACUACUUGACCGACAUUUAUCUACAAUAAUACGCAAUUGCCUACAAUAAUAUUCUAAAAUGUAUCCAUCGAUGGAAAAUUUCUUAAUGCAAUCGAAGCAGAAGCUUUACAGGGGCGAAGAAUUUGAAGACGAGCUGAAUGACUUAUUUAAUAAAAAGUUUAAAUUCCGCUAUAACAGUGAGUGGACAUUGCCGUCUGGCGAUACUUGGUUUACUGACGCACCUUGGAAAGUAAAGGGCUUGGAAUAUUUAAAAAGUCGUUUAAAUUUCCAUAAGAGUCAACUCAAUGACUUUAGCAUUGAGGAAUGGAGUAGUCACACUCGGCGACGCAACCCCGCUGGCGAAGUAUGCUGGAAGCUCAGAUGCCUGGUGAACCCCGAAUUCCUCACGCAGGCCUGGACUAAGUUCUACGAGUGUGCUUCAACAUACAACAUUGUGCCACCAGAGGCAAUUUCUGAUAUGAAAAUGGUGUCUUUGCAUCUGUGUGAAGCUCCUGGUGCAUUUAUCACUUCCUUAAACCAUUACUUAAAGCUGCAUCACCAGGCUCUUGAUUGGAAAUGGGUUGCAAACACUCUCAAUCCGUACUAUGAAGGCAACUCGUCAUCGAACAUGAUCAGUGAUGACUGUUUCAUGUUCCACACUCUCAACAACUGGGACUUUGGUGUUGACAACACUGGCAAUCUGAUGGAUUGGGAAAAUUCACAAGCCAUUAUCAAGAAAGCCAAGUCUUUAGGCAAAGUGCUGCUUGUAACAGCGGAUGGAUCAAUUGAUUGUCUCCAGAAGCCAGAUGCUCAAGAAGAAGUCACUUCACCACUCCAUUACUGUGAAAUUAUAACAGCAUUACAAGCGUUAAGCCCAGGUGGAACGUUAAUCUUCAAAUUGUUUACUAUUUUUGAACAUUCCACAGUUAACCUUCUGUAUCUUCUCAAUCAGUUGUUCAAAGAAGUAAAUAUAUAUAAGCCAAUAACUUCUCGUCAAGGAAAUUCUGAGGUAUAUGCUAUCUGUUUGCAAUACAAGGGUAUAGAUCUAAAAUCUUACAUACCAAUAUUUCAGACUGCAUUUGGAACAGAAUUCUUUUCAAAUAAAUCAUUGUUCCCACUUGAGAAAAUAUUCUGCUCCAUUCAAUGCCAUGUUAUAAACAAUAACCUACAAGCAUAUCUCAUGCAAAAGAACAUAGCUCUACACAGGGAUAUGAAAAAGAUCAGGGCUAUUGUAGCAUCGGAAUUCAUUUGGAAGUACAAUCUCAAACCGAUUAGUAUUAAUCAGGAACUUUUAAAGGGCACACUUCAUGAGGAAAAUAAAAUAAAUACAAAUCCUCGAUACCAUCGCGGCUCAUAUACUGAACGCCAACUGUACACAAAGAUGUUGUUGAAAGAAAAACAUAAGAAUUUAAAUAUGUUCCUUCAAGCUGAGAUGCUCUCUAACCCAAUGAUACAUAUCACAGAACCAGUUAAAUGGAUGAUUGGAGAAGGCUCCUCAAAGAUAGAUAUCAUUUUUACAUAUGGAAAACCUUUGCAAAAAGUAAACAGUUCAAAGUUCAUAUUUGUCCCAAUCUACAAACUUUACCAGCAGAUACUUGCUGAGGAGGAGUUCAAAGAGAUCAUUCUCUAUAGACCGGCUAAACCAAAGAUUGAUCCUAGUCUUUUAGGACCUGAGCCAUCUAAAAUCAUUUCACUACCUGAGUUCCAAUACAGAGAGAGUUACAAUGUUUAUGAGAAAAAUUGUUUUAAAGCUUUACUGAAUGGAAUGAAGGAGUUAUUAGAUGGAGAAUCAAUUUUGUUGCAGAAUUUCAACACAUUGACACAUUUUAAUGUUAGUAUUCUCUAUAUUUUGUCAAAGGCAUGUUUUGAAAAAACCGGCCUCACUUCUUGCGGAAGUAUAAUUCUGAGCAAAUUGAUUAACAAAAAUUGUUUAAAGUACAUGGAACUUAUUGAUGAUGAAUGCAAUAAUGUUCGUAAGGACGAGAAGAAAGAUGUGUUGAAUUGUCUCCCGGUCCAGGUGACCAACGCGGAGGAUUUCUUCAGUAACAUAGUCUUCUACAAUAACACUUUCUAUAGAAAUAAAUGCAUCGAAUACUUGGAGAAGAUUAAACAAUCUUUAUAAAUGUAUAAAUAUUUCUUGUAUUGUGUAUUCAAUGUAGUAUUUGAGAGUAUUUUUUUAAUUGCUUUUAUUCUUAUAAAAAUACCUGUUAUUGAUGUCUUCUAACAAUGUGUAUU